Molecule: messenger RNA, 8402 nt
Organism: Hydractinia symbiolongicarpus
Lineage: Eukaryota; Metazoa; Cnidaria; Hydrozoa; Anthoathecata; Hydractiniidae
Product: F-box and WD repeat domain containing protein 10B-like
Exons: 14
Coding region: 5100-8030 (976 amino acids)
Molecular function (GO): protein binding
Source: RefSeq, a predicted model, not a curated record
CCAAAAAACUCAAAAAAGUCUCGGGACGAGGUUGAGGCAUUUUUUUUCAGUUUUCCUUUUUCCUGGGAUUUGUUUUUUUGUCCAUUUGGCGCUCCGUGUUGUUUGCGUGGUUAGUUUCAAUAUGGCAUUCAAGCUGUACCAAAGCAUGCAAUAGAAUUUUCCCAAUCAAUCUUAAAUAAAUUCUGCUGCAAAAAAUUAGAGGUCUCUGUGUCAACUCUAGUAGAGAGGCUCAAAUGACGAAUCAUGUCUGUUGGAACAGUGUCUGUAAGAUUUUGAGGUGUUUUUUAUAAAUAAUGCACACCAGAACUCUUUAUUCCACACUCUUUUAUUAGGGUUUCUAAUUUUUCUUUUGAAAAAAUUUGAAAAAGAAAAAGUAGUACUCUCAAACACCGUGUGGGCGGAUGACAGGUAACUUACAUGCUGACCUUCCAACUGACCUAAGGUGUGACGUAAAUGUAAUUUUGCCUCAUACUUACCAUCCCUUUUUUGAUUAUCAAAAGUAAAAUCAUUUCCAGGACCAUAAAACAACUUGCACCACUUAUCCUGUUGCCAGGGUUUUUUAUGGUUUAGAUAUGAUAACAAGCCAUCCCUUGGCACAAAAGAGCCUAUGGGGCAGGUUUUAGAGUUAAAGGAAACUAAGAAGGCAAUGUUUUGCUCUAAUUGGCCAGAUGUAAAAAUAUUACAUCGCACCAAGAUUAAGUUUGGGAGCUUAGUUGAUACUCAUAGAUUGAAAUUUUUCAGGUUUUUCCAACUUAUAUACUUGAAGAAAUCAAGUUUGAAAAUCAAUUUAUGCUAAGACUGAAACUUGAUUUUAAAGGUACUGUCCAAUUAAAAAUCAACUAAAAUUUUGACAAAAGAUUCUUAUUUGUAACUAAUUUCUAUAAAAGAAAUAAAUAAUUAUUUGUUUUAUUUCCUAACACUAACUGAACAACAUCUCAUUCUUGUUUACAAAAAACCAAGCUGUCUCUCGCUUCGAUUGUUUAUAUGGAUGGUGGACUGAAGCGAGGCUGAAAUAAUAUGUCGCGUGUAACAUAUUUAGCACACGGAAGUGACCAAAAUAAAUAAAACUUGGGCCAGGCUGAUAUUUUAGUAUAUGUUUAAAAAUUUUGGUAAUUUUACCCUUCAUGUCCAGUUUUAAAAUUUAAAACAGCCCUCGACAAGUUUCUCAAAACUCUCCCAGAUGAACCUCGGAUCCCUGGGACAAAUGAAGCCUAAAAAAACAGUAUAGUCACUGUAGUUUGAUCUAAUCCUCAUCCUCCUCUCUUUAGAGAUGGAGUAGAAGAAGAGGAAGAAAUGACUGACGUCGGUCAUCCACGACAGGUGUGAAGCUACAACUUCAAAAGCUAACAUAAGUAACAUAAGUAAGCAGUCUUGGUCACGAAUAUUUGCACCCGCGUACGGUUGUACGUACGCCUACACUAAUACAGGCAUGCGAUCAGUAUCGCACGCCUAGCCUAUGAUUUUGACGUGCAUUUAUUACAUUCAGGAGAGCGGCAGCGCAGAGUUUUUGAAGCAUUGUUUUUUACUUUUUAUUUGCUUCUUUUUCGUUUGUUGACUUAUUUAUUUUAGCAACAAAAUGUUUACAAACCAUGUUCACAACAAGCUGCCAUAUUGAAUGAAGCAUGUGAAAAAUGAAUAACCAACUUUGAUCCAGACCUCAAACAACCAAGUAGUAAAUGCAGGCUUCUCAUUUUGAGGUACGCGAUCGCGUUCCUACGCCCUAUCGUGUACCUAAAUUACGUGAGGUACGGGAAGAACCGAGUACCUCCGUUAACAGAUUACUUUUAGAUCUAAGAAUUAUUGAAUAAUCCUGACCCUUUUAAUCCAUAAGCAAGUCUAUUCAUAGCCAACCUCCCCAUCCUAGCUAAUUCACCGACUCCUGACUUAGUUAAAAGAACUACGUAGACAUAAAUCUCUUUUGCCUGGCCCCUUCGUCGUUGGUAACCAGGUCUUACCAAGAAAUCCAGCCAUGCGGUUCUUAACUAAUGCGGAGGUGAACGCCGACGGAGCACGGAUGAGGCAAGUCUGCAAAUAUGCACUUACAGGCGGAAUAGACAUUUUAUCAUGGAUUUAAUGGAUGCAACUGACCUUCGGUUCGUAAAUAGCAUUUCCAUUUGUCAUCGUCUUAAGGAGACCAUUCCAAGGUAAUGAAUAAAUUUUUUGCCAGCUGAAAAACAAAAAAAAUAUUGUCGACGCAAUGCCGACGCAAAACAUUUGAAAUGUAUCUCACGUCAGCAAUUUUAAUGAAGGUGGGUAUUUAAUAGAAAUACAUUUUAGAGAUAUAUACAUUUUAACGCGGAAGAACAAUUAUGUAUUGGGUAAAGUUUGGGUAAGGGAUUACUCUAAAAUAGCUCAGUUCUGCGUGGCGUGUGUACGAAGUAGAACGAGGCGUGUGAUAAAGAGCACGCCCGAAUUUCACAUGGCGUGUGCGGAGGCGUGCGCGUGCGAUCGCACGCCAUUCAUGACCAAGACUGAGUAAGUACCCCUUGAAUUGUGAAAGACCGCCUUUCAUAAAUUAUUCAUAUAGAAUUUUAUAAUCGAAGGCGAAAGAUAUGUCUAGACCUUAAGGUAAACACACUGUGCCAAUUCUGCACGAACCUUAAGUAAGAAGCAUUUGCUAAUAAAACCUGAACUUCAAUAUGACUUUAGCCCCAGUUUUGCAUAGUUGUUUCCAGCUACUCUAAAACCAACCAAUCAAUAAUUAAAAAUUAGUUUUCCCUUUACUAGAUGUCCUGCCACAGAGAGAUUAGACUCAGAUCGCACAUUCAGUUAAGUUGAGAGGCAGAGUUAUGUUGUGGUGUGCUGUUGUGAAUUGCACUUAACAACAGUCGGAAAGACUAGGAUAAAAUUUUUGAUACCCAAGUAUCCACUAAUAAAAUCUACUGUAUAAGGAAAAAACAAAAGUCAAAUAAAUCUCUGAACACAGAAGAAAAGAAAAGGAUGUUAGGAAGGGGAUAGGGGCUGGUAACUAGGUGGUCGUUCCAAAUCAUAUAAUAAGUGUUAGCACAUUUAAUAUUAUUCCAUCUUUUUUUUAUAGAAUCAUUUGAAGAAGUACCUCAACAAUACAAAGAUGUUACCGAAUUCAGCUGUACUUCGUUGGCUAUUGAUAUUGAAAUGUUGAACUUAUUCCAUUGGUUGUCAAACUGUUGUUCAAACAUGGAAUGAUUCAACACAAUUUAAAGCGUUUUUUUAUCAUUAUAUUUGCUAACUAAUGACUUUAUUUAUAACUUUAUUAUAGAAGUGUAUAACGGACGAGGAAGGCGAAAAAAUUCCGCUAUUUCGAAUCAAGUAUUCCAAGCUCAAUAAACGGUUUGUUGCAAAAGUUGUACAAGAGGAAAAAACUAUGAAUACUUCACCUACAUUGUUCACAAAUUUUAAAAAGAACUAAUAAAAUUGACAAUGUUCUUUACAGAUAGCGCCCAAAGAGCGACUUCCAAAAGAAGAGAUCAUAGAAAAGUGUCAACAAUUUAAAAGAAUUAAGUUGUAGAUUUUGUACUUUUUUUUAAAUUAAGCUUCUGUUCAAUAAUUUCUCCCCCUCCCCCUUCCAUGAAAUAUUAAGCCCUGGAAUUUCUACCCCAUCUUUGUAACCAACAUAAACGCCAUUAGCACUAAAAAGUCCCGCAAAUCUUGGGUACGACGCAUGCUGGUAUAACUCGUCGCAGCCCCUACCCAAAUGAUUAUGCAUGAACCAGCAGAACUGUCAAUAAGCGGCAUAGUGUACAAUCUAAACAAAGUUGUAAAUAGUUUAUUGUAGAGUGCAAAAAAAUGAGUAAGUAAAAACAACUUCGAACCCAGGGUCUUUUUAUUGCUUACUUGUUUGAUACUUCGUCACUUUUCGCCAAUUCUCUGCUCUCUUGACAUGGAGUGCCACCAAAGCUGUAAACAGCGCACUCUUUAAUAAAACCUCUGCUUGGAAUUCUUUUUGUGUUCCAUAAUACAUUUUUUAUAUGAAAAAUAUUACAAAAUUACUUAAUCACACUCACAUCUAAAAAUACUCAUGAAGAAUUACUCAUGAAACAGGAGAAAAUUUUAUACCAUGUAAUUGAAAGUAUUUAAUAGUGUCUAUCUUGUGUUAGCACAAACAUUCAAUUUGAGAACAUCCUCUAAUAUUUAUCGCACAGGCACCAUAGACCUACUGUAACAUUUAGGCGAGUAAUGCAACAAGGUCUCCAAUGUUAUGUUUGUCUACGUCUUGAAAAGUCGAAACUAAGCUCAUCAUUCGCUGUUCUUUCCGGCUCGAAUUGAACUCCUAGAACCUGCAAAUUAUUUUCAUUCAUUGUUAUCUUCAUGAAGAUCUUUUUCAAACGAGGAAAAAAAUAUAAAAAAACAUUUAGUCGAUGCACAAGUAAGGUAGUUCGUCUAAUAAGAAGCCAGUUAACUACGUCACAAGCAAAAAUGUGCUGAAUAAUGAAUUUACCCAGUCCUUUUGCUGCAUUCAUAAAGAUGGUAGGCCAUUGUAUUGAGAUUAUAACAAACAAACGAUGGUGCUAGGUAUCGGAUAAAUCUUUGUUGUUUAAAAGUGCAAUCUUCGUUAUUUUUGAUACUCAAUAAAACAAUAGAAAAGAUAUUGUUUUUGGGUCAAGGAAAGAUGAUAAUUACGAAAAAAACAAUUUUAUCAAAUGCAUGACUGUUGAUCAGCAGCACUGUAACACUGACUAUGAACUAUGUUUGCAUAUUAACACUUGAAUGUAUAAUUUUCGAGUCACAUUAUUAAAGAUUUUUAGCAUGUGUUUUGAAUAUAUAUAGGACAAAUAUCACUUUAAGUAAUUUAUUCUCUUGGGAAUUGUAGAUAAUAUUUUACAUAAUAUUUUUCUAUAUACAAAUGUAUCAAUGUGAUCAUGGCUCUAAUCUGAGCCAAAAGCUCAUUUAAAACGUGUUGUUUUUAAUUAGUUUUACCUUACUUGACAUGUAUAAUUCAUACGCAAAUCUCAACUGGGCAUUAUAUACAAUAUCUAAAUCAAUUCAUGGGGUUGUACAAGAUUAUGUAUAAUUGAAUAUGAAAAAUAAAAAUAUCCAAUUUAAAAAGUUGGAGAAUAGAUUUGCAAAUUUUCAAAGUAAAAGCCCAUUGUUUUAUGUUUUUUUUUUUUUAAUAUAGUAAAAUGGAUCCUGAAACACAUAUUGGAUUGGGCAGUAAUCUCCACCAAAUACUUUCAAUUAGAUGCAGUGUAAAGAAACCCUUGUUCUGUCAGAAGUGUGAGUCUUGCAAACUUAUUGAAAAGAUCAACCGUUCUAAGGCUUGGUUUAUUCCUCUAAGUCAUAACAAUAAAAAGUGUUUCUUACAGCAACUGAUUCUGUCUGCAGCAGACAGUGUUGUACGAAAGAUACCAAAUAUGUUGACCAGCUUACAAGGCAAAGAUUACCAGUAUGCAAAGACAAGACUAAGACCUAGCAUUUAUGAUGACAGUAUUCAAGAUCCUUCAGAUCAUUCAGUAGAUUUAAAACAGAUUGAAGAUAUGGUGAAUAACGAAUAUAUGUUGUGGUAUCUCAAGUCAACAGAAUGGUCACAGACUAACUACUUAGUAAGCCUAUUUAAGUUAUGCAGUUCGGUCUUGUUAAAUGAAAUUAAAGAGUACAGCAUUGCAUUAUUAACCAACAAAGGAAAAAGUAUAGAAAGUGAAACUAGAUUUGACCCAAGUUGUCUGCCUGUUCCAGAUGAGAUAACGCUCCGAAAAAUACCGAAAUGUCCAAGCGCUCCCCUGAUGAGAUGCAAGUCAAUCUUAAAAGCAAGAAAAAUAAGUUCAGCUAAGGAGAGAAUUACAUUUCAGAAUGAAAAUUCAUAUUUAUUUGAAAAUCUUGGUAAUUCAUCCACACGACCGUCCUCACAACAUUCAAAGGCAUCAUCAAAAGCAAAGUUUGUUUCGCGACAGAAUUCCUCGGCCCGAUGCACACCAAUUUCAUCUUGCUGUUGGGAUUUAGACACACCACAAUCAUUUGUUUCGAAAACAUUUUGUGAAUAUAAAGUUAAUCAAAAUAUUGGUGUGGAUUUUUUGCGAGUUCUACCUGUUCAGCUUUGUAAAAAAAUUUUUGGUUAUCUGGAUGAGGCAACACUUACAACAUUAUCUAGUGUUAAUAAUCAUUGGAAAGAAUUAGCAGAACAAGUGAAAGCAGAGCUGAUAUUAAUCCAAGUUGCCAAGGAAGAUGUUAUGGUUAUGCAGGCAGCAAGUGCGAAAGCGCCACAUCCAUGUUAUGCUCGCUAUGUGCCAGUUCAUAUCCCUGUUGUAGAUAAAGAAGGAAAAUUAAAAGUAAAUCUGGAAGGUAAACAUAUUGAUGUUGUCAUUGAUCAGGAUGAGUUUUGUGACCUUGACAUGGAAGAGUGUUAUAAUGGUUAUGAAACACAGAAAGUGAUGAUGGAAGAAAGGAAUGUAUAUUGCAACAGCUACAAUGUGUUGGUUUUAGAUGCACGAAAGGACAAUCACAGAUAUGUGCAUUAUGGAUGUGGUAGAUUUGUUGGUGUUGGGUCAGUGGAUCGAAAAAUCAGUCUACUUAAUGUAAAUACAGCCGCACAUGUACAAUCUAUAGCUGGCCACACUGGCUCAAUCAAAUGUUUGUGUUUGUAUGAACCUAGCAAUAUUGUUGUGAGCGGAAGUUAUGACACAUCUGUCAGAGUCUGGGACUUGACGACAGGAAAAUGCAAAUUUAUAUUUCGUGGACACAAAGGAACGAUACUGUGUGUGGCUGUGUGCAAAUCUUUUGCUGUCUCUAGUAGCACCGACAAACGAGUGAAAGUUUGGACUCUUGCAACUGGCAAAUGUAAAACGACAUUGCAACAUUCAGUUGUGGUCAGGACGUUAGAGAUUAACGAGGUGUCUGUGAUAACUGGCAGUGAUGCAGGAGUUAUAAAUGUUUGGGACAUCGAGACUGCACUUAUAAUCAAAACAUUAGAAGCUCAUUCGAAUUUAGUGACGUGUUUAAAGUUAACGCAAUAUCAUAUCCUCUCUGGUAGUAGGGAUUGUUUUGCUAUACUUUGGAGUAACAUCGGCGAUUUGACGAAGCCGUUAAAGCUUUACCGACAUCCACAGGAGGUGUUAUGUUUGGACAUUUCGUAUUGUCGCUUGAUAACUUCGUGUGCUGAUGGAAAGAUACGCGUGUGGAACAUGUUAAAUGGUGAUUGUUUGCGUGUCAUACGCGGGAACAGUAAGAACGACGCUAUAACAAGUUUGUUUUGCAGUGAAAAUAGAUUUGUGGUGAGUACAUUAAAUUGCAUCCUUGUAUAUAACUUUGAGCCUGUCGAAUGGAAUUACGAUGCUCCCAGAGAGAGACUGGAAACCAACAGUUUGAACAUUUUAAAGUUAUCACGGGAUAAACCUCCGCAUGCCUAUACACGUGCAAUGAGAUUUUUAUAUCAUGGUUCUCCGAUUCAUGACCGGGACAAUAACGCCAUCCUCCAACCGAAUAAAAGCAAAAGCGUGCAUGUUUGCAACCAAUCAGGUCGUUUAAGUGAAUUUGAAUCGUCAAGGAAAACAAUAAAUCGGAUCAAGAGCGCACCGGCGAUAAACAGAAAUGCAUUAGUGCAACCAACUUUAUCCAGCAUUAAUCGUCAUAUUGAAAGAGUUAAGAGUGCACAUUCUGUUAUGAGGAUAGAAGUUACGAAUAGACUCAAUGUGGGAGAGCAGAUGGUUUCUUCGUCUCAGCUGCAUAAUCCACCUUGGAAUGACAGAGUAAAUAAUCAUUGCGAUGUAGUACCGACGAGCCCCUGCGAUGGACUGCUGAAGAGCCAAGUUAGCAAGACCAACUUAGAUUCCAUAAAGUUAAAAGAAUCUAAGAGUAUACAAAUUAAAACUAGAUAUCGUAGCGCUCCAGCCUACAGAAUGAAGCCACUCCUUUCUUCAGAAAGAGGUUUUACCACGUCGUCUUUUAAAUACGACGAGUUGCCUAGCAACAAGAUGGUAGCUAGAAAACAACGUAGGCCGCAAACAACGGCCAGGCUGUCUAGCGCAAGUCAUGUUUUGAACGAUUUUUUGGAUUUAAAAAUCAAAACGUUUCACUUACAGCUGGAAUAUGAAGAAGAAUUACGUCAAGGGAAAUUUUGACUGCAUGCGAUUAAAAGAUGGCGUUUACUUUGCUGUUUUUACGGUGCCGAUUGCACAAACAACUUAACCUUUUAACUUUAUACUAGAGAACCCGUUUAAUACCUCUAUAAUAAUAUUUUGCCUGCCUGUUCGUAGGAAAAACGUCGUGCUAUGGGAACACGAAAUGGCAUGUAAUUUAAAGACGGGCACUAGUUUGCAAUAUCGUAAUUUAUCGGUUGCUAUAUGGUGCCAUAUUAAAUUUUAAUAAACGCCAAUGUUAACAAAAUUUACACCUAGAGUGAGACUGGAAUUUAUAUUUCUAUGCGGAAUUGUUUAUUAUAUUUAUAUUUAAUAAUGUACUGAUAACCGAAUAAUUAAUCUUUCUGACUAAUA